Closterium sp. NIES-65 is the source of this 3228-nucleotide messenger RNA. The record is from the annotation of a GenBank genome assembly. NCBI's taxonomy places the organism in Eukaryota, Viridiplantae, Streptophyta, Zygnematophyceae, Desmidiales, Closteriaceae.
AUGCCACACCACCCAUCCCACCCAUACAAUGUGUCUCCCCUCCAUGCACCCUGCACGCGCCCCUCCAUGCACCCUGCACGCGCCCCUCCAUGCACCCUGCAAACCCUGCUCCAAAUAGGGCAAGAGCAUUCCCUUGCCCCCAUCUCACCACUUCCACUCCCCCCCCCCCCCCCCCUCCGCACAUGGCAGGCCAUGGGGCGGGUGGGUGAGGGCGGGGUGGUGCUGCUGCCGCACACGCUGGUCGACACCCACGUGCGCUCCGACGCUGCCACGCUCACACCCCCCGCUGCUGCUGGCGGGGAGGGCAGCGGGGCGGGGGGGGGCUACGCGGUGUACGUGCUGAACCCGCGGGUGAUGCCGCGGCGCUACGCGUACUCGUAUGGCAGCCGGGGGGACACCGUGUGCCCGGGCACCUCCUUCCACGAUGAGGUCACCUCCUGCGCUCAUGCUUUGUGGCGCUGUGUGCCACCAUCCAUCGCUCGCUGCCCCCCGCUCGCUGCCCCUCGCUUGCUGCCCCUCGCUUGCUGCCCAUCGCUCGCUGCCCCUCGCUCGCUGCCCCCCGCUCGCUUCCCCUCGCUUGCUGCCCCUCGCUUGCUGCCCAUCGCUCGCUGCCCCUCGCUCGCUGCCCCCCGCUCGCUGCCCCUCGCUUGCUGCCCCUCGCUUGCUGCCCAUCGCUUGCUGCCCAUCGCUUGCUGCCCAUCGCUUGCUGCCCAUCGCUUGCUGCCCAUCGCUUGCUGCCCCUCGCUUGCUGCCCCUCGCUCGCUGCCCCUCGCUCGCUGCCCCUGCCUGUGCUUGCACCUGCCUGUGCUUGCACCUGCCUGUGCUUGCACCUGCCUGUGCUUGCACCUGCCUGUGCUUGCACCUGCCUGUGCUUGCACCUGCCUGUGCUUGCACCUGCCUGUGCUUGCACCUGCCUGUGCUUGCACCUGCCUGUGCUUGCACCUGCCUGUGCUUGCACCUGCCUGUGCUUGCACCUGCCUGUGCUUGCACCUGGCCACUAGCCAGCUCUCACCAUGGCUCACUUGCGUCUCUCCUCUCAUGCACCGUCUCCCGACUCCUUUCUCCCCCUUCUCUUCUCCUCCCCUUCCGGCAGCGCUACGUGUGGGUGGAUCUGACGGCGGGGCCGGUGAGCUAUGGGCCGGCGUGGGGGGGGCAGGGGGGCGUCACGCCCGCCGCGUACCUGCGGGCAGAGCAAUACAGCAAGGAGCUGCUGCACGGGGUGAGCACACAUGGGAGAUGGGCGAGCACGCGUGCAUGUGUGAGAUUGCUCGUGCUGCUCUCACGUCUGCCUGCCAUCGCUGCAUGCACCUCCUCCUCCCUCUGCACGCAUCUGCUGCUCUCCCCCUCGCCCGCUCCCGAAUUAACCCGAUCGCCUCCCACCAUGGCAGUGUGGGUCUUCCCAGUCAUGCCCGCAAGCAGCCAUUGGGAGGGCGGCAGCACUGCCACCCACUGCUUCACUCUCGUCCACUACCCCCUCCCUGCCCCUCCCUUCCCCUCCCCUGCCCUCCCCUCCCUUCCCCUCCCCUCCCCUCCCUUCCCCUCCCUGCCCCUCCCUUCCCCUCCCAUCCCCUCCUCUCCCUUCCCCUCCCCUCCCCUCCCCUCCCCUCCCUUCCCCUCCCCUCCCCUCCCUUCCCCUCCCUGCCCCUCCCUUCCCUGUCCCCCCACCCUCCUCUCCCUUCCCAUCCCUGCCCCUCUCCCACACGCCCUUCCCCUCCCCGCCCUCCUCUGCCCCCCCCACAGGCGUUCCUGGCGCACGUGGCAGUGCUGGUGGACAGUGCGGUGCGGCAUGUGUUUGUGCCGCCGCUGCUGCAUGCGCCCGUGGUGUACGCGGUGACCACCGACAUCUGGGUCAUCGCCAUGCACAGUGGCGCUACCGGAGAUGGCGGGCGUGCAGGCGAUGAGGGCAUGGGGCUGGACCUCAGCGCCAUCAAGGACCAGCUGCUAGCGCGCUCACCACCGGUGGUGCUGGGGGGGCAGCAGGUGCGCUUCAAGCAGGUCCACCUCUCCCUCGCCACCUGCUCCUUCUGCUCCACCGCUCUGCACCGCGCCAUGCGGUCCGGCCUGUAUGAGGCCUCCGCUGGUGCUGCUUCCAGCUCAGCAGCAGGCGUGCCAGGUGGCAUGGAGGUGCGGCGCCACCUGGACUCGGAGGAUCUGCACCGCCACCUGUCGGAGUUCUGGCCCGAGAUCACUGAGCUAGCGGGGCUGCCACUGCCGGACUAUGCGGAGCGCAACGACCCCAAGCCGCACGCGGGGCGCUUCUUCCCCGUCUUCCUCUUCGACCUGCACGCCCCGUACCCGCUGCUGCUCGAUGGCCGCCACCGGGUAAUGCCCAUGGCACAUGGAGGGCGGAGAGUGGGGGUGCAAAGGGGUACAAGGCGGGUGAAGGCAUGCGGCAAUCCCCUUGUGCAAUGUGCAGCUUUGUUUAUUAAAGUGCUGCAUUCUCUCCUCUCUCUGCCCCCAUGUUCUCUCGCCAUGCUGCCACCGUGCUUGUCUCUCCUCCCUCCCCCCCACCUCACCCCCCAUCAGGCGCUGGCAUAUGACGACAUGGUGCUGGCUGUGCGCUCCACGGCCCCGCCGCUGCCCUCGCACUACAUGUGCGAGGGCGAGGGGGUGGACAUGGAUCCCAGCAACGUCACGCGCCCCGUGCUCUCCGCCAUCCUGCACACCGCCUGGGGCCUUGCCCCCACCCACGAGGCAUGGAGCGCCAUCCACAAUGCAUCGCAGCACGACUACCGGUGGAGCAGCGGCAUGACGCCCAUGGGCCCCUUCUCACGCCACCUCACUCUCACCACCACCAUGCGCGACACGGCGCUGCGCAACGUGGUGCUCUCCACGCUCAACUCCACCAUCUCCAGCAUGCUCCACCUCCUCUCCGCGCUCCAGAGGUACGGGUCGGAGGAGGCGGCGCUGAAGCCGGGCGCGGUGAGGCAGCGCUUUGAGCAGCGCUGGGGGGUGCUGCGCCACAAGCUGCAGCGCGCCGCGGCGGCCCUGUCCGCAGUGGACAUGCACUUGGCGGGGUACUAUGCGCGGUCGGCGCGGCAUGACAUGGACGCGCUGUUUGAGCUGGCGGGGCAGUCCGCACAGGACAUGCACACCUCCUUCUCCUGCUUCCAGGAGGCGCCAGUGGCGUGGUCGGUGUGGGGCGGGGGGGCGGUGCUGGCAUAUCUGGCAUUCCUUGUCGGCCGCAACCGCUGGCGAGUCUGGCACGUCAAACACAAACGCUUCUAG